AUGGAGGUUCCAAUUGACUUUCAUUGGACGAAAGCUCAACGAGGUGCACCAGCAAUACAGAUUGGUACUGACCUGUAUCGUAUUCAAAAACGUAAUAAAAACGGUUCGAUUAGAUUCACUUGUACUAAUGAACGAUGCAAUGCAUCAGUAACAUUAUUAGAAAAUAAAAUAAAAUUUAUGAGAGGAAUUCAUCGGCAUGAAGAACGUAUUUUACCAUUUCACAUUGGUGCAACGAUAUAUAGAUUUGAAUAUGGAACAGCGGCAGAAAUGCCAAUGUUUCAACAAUUAAGAUCCACAGCAUACCGAAGACGUUCUGAUAUAUUACCAACAUGCCCUAAUCGAACAACUAUACGAACAUUUGUUAUACCAGAAAAAUUUCGUUUAAAUUUAUCAAAUGAACCUUUUUUGAUUCACGAUUCAGCUGAUCCUUAUCGUAUAAUAGCGUUUGCAUCGAAAAGCUCACUCAAUUACCUUGGUAUGUACCCAAGUGUAGUUAUAAAUAAAAUAUAUAAAGGAGAAAAAUGA
Molecule: messenger RNA, 525 nt
Organism: Rotaria sp. Silwood1
Lineage: Eukaryota; Metazoa; Rotifera; Eurotatoria; Philodinida; Philodinidae
Source: the annotation of a GenBank genome assembly